AUGACGACGCAGGACUACUCAGACACGCAUCGCCUCUUUCUCCAGGCCGUCAUCUCCAGGCGAUUCAUGAAGGAGAAGGACGCCAUCGACCUCUACGCACACGUCUCACCGUUCGACCAGGAUGACUUUACGGAUUUCAUCAACACUGUGAAUAAUUCCCUCGGCAGUUUGGAGUUUGAGAUCAGGAGGGCGCAGGAUGAGGACAACGGAGACAAAAUCUUGACCCUGACAAACACGAACGAACAAACGAUUGCACAGGUCGCCACGGGAUACACUCCUCUGGAACUCGAAUACUUCAAACACUUGCUGGACGCAAUUGUGACGGCGGAUGAUGAGUUGUACUGCAUCAGUUCGACGGCGGCUGUAAACGAGGCUUCGAAACUGAAGAACAAGGAGAACAAGUCGUUACAAUUGACCAAGGCCGGUGCUGAGGACCUGCUCAGCCGGUUUGUUCAGGACAAGUGGCUCAUCAGAUCAAAGAAGGGAGCAUUGUCAUUGUCGACGAGGACACUUCUGGAACUGCAGUCAUUCUUGAAGGAAGCAUACGAAGAGCAGAUGCAGGAGUGUACGCUGUGCAUGGAGAUCAUCACUAAGGGACAACGCUGUAACGUGGCGGCGUGCGCGGCGAGGUUGCACCAGCACUGUGCAAAGACUUACUUUGCGAACAUGAACAACCCGACUUGCCCCUCGUGUCGCAGUCCCUGGGAUGGUAAGACUUUGAUUGGUCUGCCUCCCAACGUUGAGGCUCCUCAUACCAUCCGUCGUCGAUAA
Molecule: messenger RNA, 771 nt
Organism: Linnemannia hyalina
Lineage: Eukaryota; Fungi; Mortierellomycota; Mortierellomycetes; Mortierellales; Mortierellaceae
Source: the annotation of a GenBank genome assembly